CGCAGCGCCCUCCCCGGGGCGGAGGGGAAGUGACGCUGUGGCCGGGAAGAUGGCGGCGGCGCCGGCGACAAUCCCGUCUUCGACUCCCACUUCGGCCGCGGCGGCUCUCGGGGAGGUGGAAGAUGAAGGGCUCCUGGCGUCGCUGUUCCGGGACCGCUUCCCGGAGGCCCAGUGGCGGGAGCGGCCCGACGUGGGCCGCUACCUCCGGGAGUUGAGCGGCUCCGAGCUGGAGCGGCUGCGACGCGAGCCAGAGCGCCUGGCGGAGGAGCGGGCGCAGCUCCUGCAGCAGACCCGCGAUUUGGCCUUCGCCAACUACAAGACCUUCAUCCGCGGCGCCGAGUGCACGGAGCGCAUCCACCGCCUCUUUGGCGACGUGGAGGCGUCGCUCGGCCACUUGCUUGAUCGCUUGCCCAGCUUCCAGCAGAGCUGCAGGAACUUUAUGAAAGAGGCUGAAGAGAUCAGCUCUAACCGCCGGAUGAACACCCUGACUCUACACCGGCACACAGAGAUUCUGGAGAUCCUGGAGAUCCCCCAGCUCAUGGACACAUGUGUCCGGAACAGCUAUUUUGAAGAAGCCCUGGAGCUUGCAGCCUAUGUACACCGAUUGGAAAGGAAAUACUCCUCCAUCCCUGUCAUCCAGGGCAUUGUGAAUGAAGUGCGCCAGUCCAUGCAACUGAUGCUGAGCCAGCUGAUCCAGCAACUGAGGACCAACAUUCAGCUCCCUGCCUGCCUCCGGGUUAUUGGCUUCCUGCGGCGCAUGGAUGUAUUCACAGAGGCUGAGCUGAGAGUGAAGUUUCUUCAGGCCCGUGACGCUUGGCUCCGUUCCAUCCUGACUGCCAUCCCCAAUGAUGAUCCCUAUUUCCACAUCACAAAAACCAUCGAGGCCUGCCGUGUCCAUCUGUUCGAUAUCAUUACCCAGUACCGUGCCAUCUUCUCAGACGAGGACCCGCUGCUGCCCCCUCCCAGGGGGGAGCACACCGUGAAUGAGAGUGCCAUCUUCCAUGGCUGGGUUCUGCAGAAAGUCUCGCAGUUCUUGCAGUUACUGGAGACCGACCUUCACCGGGGGAUAGGUGGCCGCCUGGACUCUCUGCUGGGCCAGUGCAUGUACUUCGGGCUGUCCUUCAGCCGGGUGGGGGCUGAUUUCCGGGGCCAGUUGGCUCCUGUUUUCCAGCGGGUGGCCAUCAGCACUUUCCAGAAAGCAGUUCAGGAAGCGGUGGAGAAGUUCCAGGAUGAAAUGAAUUCCUACACCCUCAUCUUGGCUCCAGCCAUCCUGGGCAGCAGUAACCUGCCUGCUGCUGUGCCAGUUGCUCAGCCAGGGACCCUGCAGCCACCCAUGGUGCUAUUAGACUUCCCACCACUUGCCUGCUUCCUCAACAAUAUUCUGGUUGCCUUCAAUGAUCUGCGCCUUUGCUGCCCGGUGGCCCUGGCACAGGAUGUGACCAGGGCCCUAGAGCAGGCCCUUGCCAAGGUAACCAAAAUAAUCCUGGCCUUCCAUCGUGCGGAAGAGGCUGCCUUCACCAGCGGAGAGCAAGAACUCUUCGUCCAGUUCUGUACAGUCUUCCUGGAAGACCUUGUUCCAUAUUUAAAUCGCUGUCUCCAAGUCCUUUUUCCACCAGCUCAGAUAGCACAGACCUUAGGCAUUCCACCCACUCAGCUCUCCAAGUAUGGAAACCUUGGCCACGUCAACAUGAGCGUCGUCCAGGAGCCUCUCGCGUCUGUCCUGCCGAAGAGAGAGACGGUCUUCUGUCUAGAUGAAAAGGAGGUGGUGCCUGAGCUCGCCGCGCCGGAACUCCCCACGGAGGAGCCAGGGCUGGACCCUAGAGGCGAGCAGGUGGUGUGGCAAGCCAGCGGGUGGGCAGCCCGCAUCAUCCAGCACGAGAUGGACCACUUGCAGGGCUGCCUGUUCAUCGACAAAAUGGACAGCAAGACCUUUACAAACAUCCACUGGAUGGAGGUGAAUGACUAACACUUUCCUGCUGCAUCUGAGGAUUCUGGAAACUAAGAUGCUUCGACUUUGAGCUGGGUAUAUCUUACUUGGCAACAACUUAGCAUUCGCUCAGCUGACAGAAAUUUGUGCACUACCAAAGCCAGCCAGACCAGGUCGGAAGGUGUUUGAAAUGUUUAACCUAAAAUGAACUGUAGGCAAAAUAUUGCCUUCAAUUUGAGAAGAAAAUGCUCUGCUAAAGGAGUGGACACUUUCUGAUGAUAACCCCACUUAGUAGACAUAAUUUCAGAAGACAUGUCAUCUAUUCUCAAAGCCGAGAUUUGAUGAUAAUGUCGUCACCAAAUAUCUGAAAGCUGUGUUUGAAAAUGUUAAGGUUAAAGCUGUGUUUGACCAUCUUCUGAGUGUUAUUUUUAUAAAGGGCUUGUGCGUGACUUACCUGUGGGGUCCUUUUUUGCCUGGGAUACCAGUUUGCUUGUGGAAGGGGCCUCCCUGGUGGUGCAGGGGUUAAAGACAGCACUGUCGAGCUGUUGCCAGCCACUGCAGCAUGAGUUUGAUCCCCAGUUGGCCAGGGAGCUGACCCAUAUGGCGCGGCAGACCUCUCCUGUCUCACCCGCUGCUCCCCUCAGCAGUGUAUUUCAGUAGAUCUGCCUGUUCUGCUCCCCAGCUCUGUAUUUGGUGAAUCCUGUCUCCUCCCUCGCACCUCUGGCCUGCACCCAAGUUCUUGUAUGCAUAAAUAAGUAAAUCUUUAAAAAAAAAAAAAACAGAAUUGCCCCAGUUCACGGCAGUGUUUAAUGGCAUUAAUGUAAGUGAAUACCCACACAUUUUAACAUUUUGCCAUCCACCUUUAAGAGACAUGGGGAGAUUUUCCUGCUGAGAACUUUUGGACAAGUGGUACUUGGCUCCUCCUUUGGACGGAGGCCAUGGAGCAGGAGGGGUGAUAGUUGAGAGAGAGCAGUGAGUCUCUGCCUGUCACAAUUAGAAAGCAGCCACAUGUGCUUCCUGGUCACCAUACUAAUUUUGGGAAAAUUAAUUAGCAUUUUGCUAUCAGUAUUUACCCUUAAGACACUGUCAGAGCGGUAUCAAGAGGUGAAGGAACUUGUUUCUUUGGUACUUGUCCUCAGCUUGUCUAAGUUUUUAACACAUGUACUCUUUCCAGAGUCCUCAAAAUUAAACUCAUUCCCCAAAUUUUAAAACUCAUUUCCAUGAAAUAAGAAACCCAUUAAGAGAAAAAGUGUUUUAAACAGACCCAGGAGAGACCCACUAUGCUGUAUGGCUUUCUUUAGACAAGUCCAGGGGCCUGGAAGGCCAAGCAAAAGUGAGCUGGUUCUCCAUGCAUUAAACUUGGCCACUGGGGAAGCAUGUAGAAACUUUUAUCCUGAAAACAGGGAUCCUUAUGGAAGUUAGAAUUCAGUGUUCCUUCUUCCCCAUGGACAAUGUGCAGAAGUGCCUGCAGGGUGGCACCAGAACUCCCUGAUGUGACCUUACAGUACACAGGUUGAGUCCUUAGUAACACCUCUGUAAUGCAGAUCAGCAGUGUCUGCUUGCUGCUUCCUGGCCCUGUGGCCCAAGAAUAAAUGACUGCUCAGCGUGGACCUCAGAAAGCCUGGAGACUACAAACAUCCACUUUAUGUUGACCAUCUUCCCAGCGUUCUUAUUUUUAUAAACGGCUCGUGCGUGACUUACCUGUGGAGUCCUUUUUUGCCUGGUAUCCCAGGCAAAACAUUGCUGACGGGAUAUGAGAUUUGGCUAUAACCAAAUCCACAUCAGGAAGGACACCAUCAACUAGCUCAAGACAAUACAGCCCAAAGGCCACCGAUCCUUGCAUUUCCAAUACAGAAAACCUCUUCCAUCUCAGGCCGGGACCAGCCACAAAAAUUACACGCACAAAUAGCAUCUUCAGCAUGUGAAAGAAACCAAUUUCCAAUGAAAGCCAAUGUGGGCAGGCUUUCCAGGUGGGGAAGAAAUGAAUUUAAGAAUCUGCACACAGAGGAGGCCAUGCCUCUGCCUGUAUGAGCUCUGCUUCAGGUGGUAAGGCCAGAGCGUCAGCCUGAGGUUGGUUCAGCCUCCUUAUGAACAGCACAUUCACUGGUGGGGAAGUGAGAGGGAGGAAAAGCAGGGCGCCUGUGGGAACUGCAAUGAGAGCUGAGGAUAAACCCCAGUAGCAAUAAAAUUUCUGUU
This is a messenger RNA of Talpa occidentalis (Iberian mole), 4123 nucleotides long. RefSeq names its product component of oligomeric golgi complex 8 (gene COG8). Gene Ontology annotation, cellular component: COG complex. The coding region runs from base 50 to 1966 and encodes 638 amino acids. Gene Ontology annotation, molecular function: peptide deformylase activity. Gene Ontology annotation, biological process: intra-Golgi vesicle-mediated transport. The transcript has 6 exons. NCBI's taxonomy places the organism in Eukaryota, Metazoa, Chordata, Mammalia, Eulipotyphla, Talpidae. The record is from RefSeq and is a predicted model, not a curated record.